UUUCAGUCAACAUCACGUUAUUUAUUCGACAAUUUGAAUUUGAGGUAGCUUUUUCUAUGGACUAAACAUCCUCAACUAGAGUUAUAAAUACCCACAUGAGGUAUAAUCUUAAACACAAAAGUAAGAAAGUUUGACAAUGGAAAGGGCAAGUUUCAUUGGUGCAGUAGUACUAGUAGUGCUUGUGGGGUUGUUCACCUCAGAAGUAAGAGUAGAAUCAGCAGCUUGGCAGAAAGCUCAUGCAACUUUCUAUGGUGGAAGUGAUGCCUCAGGAACUAUGGGGGGUGCAUGUGGGUAUGGAGACUUGUACAAAGAUGGUUAUGGAAUAAAAACAGCUGCAUUGAGUACUGCUUUGUUUAAUGAUGGAAAGUCAUGUGGUGGUUGCUAUCAGAUUGUUUGUGAUGCAAGUCAAGUUCCCCAAUGGUGCCUCAGGGGAACUUCCAUAACAAUUACUGCCACUAAUUUUUGUCCCCCAAACUUUGCUCUUCCUAGUGACAAUGGUGGUUGGUGUAAUCCUCCUAGACCACAUUUUGACAUGUCCCAACCUGCUUUUCAAAUGAUCGCCAAAUAUAAGGCUGGGAUUGUUCCAAUCCUUUACAGAAAAGUUGAGUGCAAAAAAAGUGGAGGCAUAAGAUUUAAAAUCAAUGGAAGAGACUAUUUUGAACUAGUGCUUAUAAGCAAUGUAGGGGGAGCAGGUGAUAUCUCCAAAGUUUGGAUCAAAGGGUCUAAAAUGAGAAACUGGGAAUCUAUGUCAAGAAAUUGGGGUGCUAACUGGCAAAGCUUAAGCUAUCUAAAUGGUCAGAGUCUGUCCUUCAGAGUCCAACUCAGUAAUGGAAAGACUCUCACGGCUGUUAAUGUGGUACCCUCUAGUUGGAGAUUUGGUCAGUCUUUCAUCAGCAAGGUUCAGUUCUGAUUGAAAGGAUACUCAUAAAUAUUACUCAAUAUACAUUAGUCUUCACUUCAUCCUUUUACAAAUAUACAUCCAUGUCAAUUUACUGACUUGUCUUCACUUCACUUCAUCCUAUUAUAUUAGUGAAUCU
Messenger RNA from Medicago truncatula (barrel medic), 1037 nucleotides. RefSeq names its product putative expansin-A17. Lineage: Eukaryota; Viridiplantae; Streptophyta; Magnoliopsida; Fabales; Fabaceae. The record is from RefSeq and is a predicted model, not a curated record. The transcript has 3 exons. Gene Ontology annotation, biological process: plant-type cell wall organization. Bases 137 to 910 code for a protein of 257 amino acids. Gene Ontology annotation, cellular component: extracellular region.